AUUGGCAGUCUGGAAAAGAAAGUCUAUAGAAGUCUCGUGAUUCGCUUUGCAUGAGGGCGUUUUCUAAAAAAACAAAAAUGGCUGCUUUACCUGUUUCAGUGGAAGUUGCAAGUUGGAUUACGUUUGCUGCUGCUUUCGUGGUGACGCUUAUAUUUUCAACAUGGUACAUACUAGGAUAUAGAUACAAACGUCAUAGUGAAUGCAGUUCCACAUUCACAGCUAUACUCGCCCUAUCAGUGAGUUUUCUGACAGUGCUGAUUGGGCCAAUUGAUGUGUUCCUGGUGUCGUUUAUGAAGAAUGAUGACGGGGAAUUUAAGGAUUGGGCUGAAUCUAAUGUUACAAGACACCACAUCCAGGAAACUGUCCUCUAUUGUUACUAUGCCUUAUAUGGAUGUCUGACAUUGUUCGUAUUCCUCAUCAUCCCUUUUGUGUAUUUCUACUAUGAGGAACAAGAUGAAAACACCAACAUCAAGUCUAGGAUGUGUGGAGCCUUGAAGUACACUGCUUGUUUCAUAUUUGUUGCUGUUGUGUUACUUGUGAUAGGGGCAUUUGUACCAUUGAAGAAACCGCCAACUACAAAUUCCACAUCAUUUGAGAAUGAUCUUGCAUUCCUCGCAAACGAGCUGCGUGACACACGUGGUGAAACAGCUCUUUACUUCACUGUUGGGUUCUUAACUUUAAUAGGUUUUAUCUGCCUUGUUUUCUACACAGGCUUUGGGAUGGUGACCUUUCCAGCUGACUUAAUAAAAGGAAGGAAAAGUACCGCAGUUGAGUUGGAUGACGUCAGGAGUGCUACAGAACGAAGUCGUCAAAGACGAAGAGCUAUCAGAAGGAAGUACAAGGACAAGGAUGAUCGCUUAAGCACACGUGAUCGAAGCAGGAUAGAUAGUCUGCAAGACCAAGAAGAGUUAUUGAAACGUAAAGAGCGCCACCUAGAGGAUCUGCAGCAUAGAUGUUGCAGUAAAUGUUCUUUUCUAUGGCGGCCUUUUGAGAUUAUCUUUGGUGUUGUGGGUUGCUUAAUGGCAUUACUCAUCUUCACAUCUUUGCUCUUAACAAGCUUGGAUCGUGCAUUGCAUUCUCUCGGUCUCAAGACAGGCUACAUCUUGCCAGAAAGGCACCUUCCCAAUCCUAUCGACAUGCUCUUGCUCUUUAGUCAGCAGGUAUUUCCACUUGACUACAUAAUCUUUGCUGCCAUCAUUCUUUACCUGUUCCUUGCCUCGAUUGCUGGCAUUGAAAGGAUUGGCAUAUGGUUCUGCUGUGUCAAGAUGUACAAGAUUCGAGCAACUCACACCAAGCCACAAGCUCUACUCUUCCUCUGCAUGAUACUUAUAUUCACUGUAUUGGCCAUCAACACUAUGAUGUAUACACUAGCCCCCGAGUAUAUGAGUUAUGGAAACCAAAAAUACAUAGCUAUAAACAACAGCACAGAACAGUGUACAACCUAUGAGCCAGAAGACUGUGUAAUGACUAUAGCAGCAUCUCUGCUAACCACGUCCGUUUUCAUGUUGUGGUAUUUUGGAGCUGUUUACUACUGGGCCAACUGGGCAUUCUUGGCUAUGGUGCUUAUUGGUUUAUUAGUGGCGUUAUUCAAGAAAAGGAGGUCAGCCAUUGAGGGUGAAGUCGAUUCAGAUGAUACAGACGAUAGUGAUGAUGAGCUACUUCAUGUCUAAAGUCCAGUCUGGACUAUCAAUUUUUUUUUUUGGCAAAAACAUGUGACAUGCCUAAAUAUGGUCAUGAUGACAUCACAUAGCCAUAUAUAGGCACAACAUGACUAUAUAUAGGUAUACAACAGUUUUUUGUCCAUGAAAAUUUGAUAAUCUGGAUGAAGCUUAAAACUUUCUGAUUGAUAAUUAGAAAUGCAGUAAUGGUAAACUUACAAGUUUUAUUAAUGUGAAUUAAAUAAAAUGUAUUUAAAUCUUAUAAGAAAUCCUCACUAUAAUGCAUUUAUAUGUUAUUGGGCAUGGUGCAUUAUCUACAUUUGUUGCAGGAGUGUGAGUGUGUGUUGGGGAGGUAACCAGACUUAUUUGUACAGAAGUGGCAAAUAUACAUACAACGCCAUAGAAAGAGAGAUGGGCACUUUGGCCAUUGAGCUCAGACUUCUGUAAAUAUUAAUAAGUAAUGUACUGUAUAAAUAGAAAAGAAAUUCUUAAAGAUAUACUGAUAAAAUAAAUUUCAGGUGUAACCUGUAUAAAGAAUAGACAUAAACCUGUUUAUAUAAUAAAUAUAAUAGUAACUGA
Anneissia japonica is the source of this 2237-nucleotide messenger RNA. RefSeq names its product probable lysosomal cobalamin transporter. Lineage: Eukaryota; Metazoa; Echinodermata; Crinoidea; Comatulida; Comatulidae. Bases 51 to 1670 code for a protein of 539 amino acids. The transcript has 16 exons. The record is from RefSeq and is a predicted model, not a curated record. Gene Ontology annotation, cellular component: vacuolar membrane. Gene Ontology annotation, biological process: protein localization to vacuole.